AUGGUUAAUAAAACACAGAAUAUUUUAGAAGCAAUUGCAAUUCAUGGUCGUACGAUUCCAGAUUCUGAAAGAGCGUCGUUUUUUCUGUAUGCAAAGAUUAUGUCAUGGCCGGGAAGACGGGUAUCACUUCUGCAUUUAUCACAAGAUAUUACGUAUUUGCCUCAAUCUACACGCAUAUAUGUUCUAAAUAAUGACGGAACUGCUCCAGAAGAAACAGCAGCAACUAUAGCAUUAGGGAUUCCUGUUUUUGAAUCAUAUGAAAUAAUGUCUCCAGAAAGUAGUCCAUUUCAGCUUUCAGAUGAAUAUCGGCGUUCUCAACAAAAUUUUUCUCAGAAAUAUGAGCGUUCUUCAUCAUUGAGCUCACCAAUUGUGUUACGUGAUUCACCUAUGUUUUGUGGGAGAACAGGGCUAUCUAGUCUUCCAACACAAGAAAUUGUUGAGAAUACAGAAAAUGUGGAUACGGUACGUCGUCGUUCAAGUUCUUUGUUCUCAAUACGUAGUGCAAUACUUCCUAAAACUCAAUGUGUGGAAUCACAGAAAGCCCGGUCAAAUACUGAUUCACCUUUAAAAUCGAAACGAAAUUCACACAAUCCUAUAUCUUUUUCUAAGAAUCGUUUUGCCGGUGAUGAAUUUUUGAGAAAUUUUUGUCUACUUUCAUCAGAAAAAAAAGAAAAUAAAAGAAAAUUAUGUGAACAGAAAAAAAUAAUAACCGAUACAGAUCGAUUGCCUGAUGACCAUUCUAAAAUAUCAAAAGAAAACAGCUUUACUGAGAAAUUAGAAUCGGAUGUAUUUACUAAUGAUUCUAAUUUUUUUAAUACUAAAUGCGAUGAAAGCUUACAAACAGUUGACACUGAUGAAUUAACAACAGGUUUUAGUAAGUACGCUCCUCAGAUUGCUACAGUAGAACUUGAAGAUAUGGUUCUUUAUGUUUAUUUUCCUACCAAUCAAAUUAAAGAAAUUUUAAUAGAAAUAGAAUUUGUUUCCGUUAUUCAUGAAGCUACUGAUUUAGGCGCAGAUGGGCGUUGUUAUUGUUUAAAUUUGCAAUGUCUACCCAAUUGUCAAAAUCCUGCAAGUGUUAGGUUUGAUCUACAAAAAGUUAAUAACAAAAAUAUUCAUCUUUCAGAUACACAAAUUGUUACUGAAAAUUUAGAAGAAGGGAUUGACAAAAGUAUUAUAGAUGUUAUAGAUCUUACACAUGAAAAUCUUGAAAAAAGAUCAUGGCAAUGUUUUUGGCAGGUUCAUUUAGACGCAUUUGAUUAUGAAUAUCCGGGAACAUUAAAUGUCCAAACAAAAGUCGAUAUUAGACCUAUGAGAAAUGCUGUUGUAGUUGGUUUUUCUUCUAAUAUAAUAUUUCUUGAGCAAGAUAUUAAUCUUUCAAAAAACAUGUUAAAUAUGGGUUUAAUACAAAGAUUUCAUAUUUAUGGACCGCCUGAAUUACAAUUUGUAGCUAUAAAAUCAAUGGGGAUUUUACAUUGGAAAUGUGAUAGGAUUCCAGUAAAAAAUAAUGAGUCUGAUUUAGAAGCAAUUUCGACACAACCUGAUAUCUAUGAUUAUGUUAUCCGAAUAACAAGAAAAAAAGAAUACGGACUUAGUGAUUUACUUAUUGAGUCAGAGGUUAUAAUUCCAGAGCCGCUUUCAACAUUAGUACUUGCAUCAUGUUUACAUAUUCCUUAUUUUAAGAUUGAUUCAGAAAUUAUUCAGUUUAUGAAGACAUCAUUACCAUUAAUAUCUUAUCUUAUUGAUCCUGAAAUGCAAACUGGCUGGAAAUUAAUUUCUUCUAGCAAAGAUGAUUUAUUAGAUGGAUCUCGUGUAUUAGAAUAUCAGCGUAUUUCUAAUGAUUCUGGUUCACUGGAUAUUCAUAUUGAAAAAUUAUCACCUCUAAAAAUGCUUAAAGAAGCCUUGUAUUUGAAUUCAGAGAAUUAUAUUGAUAAUGUUGACAUUGAAAUUUUUUCAUUAUCAGUUUUACAAUACUGUUUAUUGUAUAAGCAUGAUUCUAAUCCUUCGUUUAUUACUUUAAAUGGUAGGAAAAUGUCUUCUGGUGUUUAUUCUAGAUUCAAUGGCGAUAUAUAUGUUUUGGCAGAUGAUUGGCUUUAUAAAGAUUCAUUUCUUAAAUUUGAAAUAGGUUGGGUAAAGGAUAUAUCAAAUCAUAAUUUAGACAGAUUAAAUUUACCUGUUCUUCCUAAUAAUGGAAUUAAAAAUAUGACUAUCACUGUAGAUUCUGAUUUUGGUAAAAUUAUAGAAUUUAAUUCUGACAAAGAUAUAGACUCUAAACUUAAAGUUAAUAAAAUAAGUAAACGAAAUAUAUCUUCUUCAGUAGUAUCAAGUAUUUCUAUUUUAAAGAUAAACACGAAAAAAGACAUUAAUAAAAGAAAAAAAGAAUUAACACGAAAAAAAUUAAUAUUUAGGAUAUUUUUUGUUAUUUUUCUGUUUUUCUUAAUCCCAUUUUUAAAUUCAACACAUUCUUUAAAUAAAUUGAAAAUGAAAAUAAACAGAUCUUUAGAUAUAUUUCAAAGAUUUAAAAAUACGUAUUCAGAUUCUACUAUAUUAAUAACUAUAAAUGAGCUUAAUCAACGUCUAAAUAAUUAUGAAUUAUAUAUUAGAAACUUGGAGAAUAUUAUUUCUGAAAACUCUAAUUGUUGUCGUAAUUUUACCACUAAUUCUUCUGAUAAGGUAGUUUCAAAAAAUGGGAAUAAUAUGUGGUUUGCUGAAAGACAACGUUUCAAAAAAAUGUUUGAAUGGUAUGGUUAA
Molecule: messenger RNA, 2748 nt
Organism: Pneumocystis jirovecii RU7
Lineage: Eukaryota; Fungi; Ascomycota; Pneumocystomycetes; Pneumocystales; Pneumocystaceae
Exons: 5
Coding region: 1-2748 (915 amino acids)
Source: RefSeq, a predicted model, not a curated record